This is a messenger RNA of Homo sapiens (human), 7068 nucleotides long. It is a transcript of the gene MAPK4, whose product is annotated as mitogen-activated protein kinase 4. Gene Ontology annotation, biological process: MAPK cascade. Bases 3333 to 5096 code for a protein of 587 amino acids. Gene Ontology annotation, cellular component: cytoplasm; nucleus. The record is from RefSeq and is a predicted model, not a curated record. Gene Ontology annotation, molecular function: MAP kinase activity; protein homodimerization activity; protein kinase binding. Lineage: Eukaryota; Metazoa; Chordata; Mammalia; Primates; Hominidae. The transcript is spliced from 6 exons.
ACCAACCUUGGGGAUGGCUUGGGCAUCAUGGCGUCUGCGGUCCUUGCACACUGAGCCUCAGCGUGGACGGGGAGUCUGUCCCAUAGCCUUGUUGGAGGCGGGAAGGAUUCUGGGAUGGCCGAAGGGGUUGGUAACCUUUGGCCCAAGGGUUCAUCAAGGUGUCACAUGUGGCCCACUUGCUCCGACACUGUCCCUCUCUGGGAACCUGUUUUUCCUUUUUCUCGUCCCCUCUCCCCUCCCAUUCCUCAUCACCCUUUCUUCCCGUCUCCUCCCUCAGGUUAAACCUGGAACGAGACCAGGCCCUUCAGGCUCCCAGGAAGUCACAAGGUGUCUCCAGCAGAUGUGCUUCAUCCAAAUCCUCAGCAUGAACACAGCUUGUCCCACACCCAAAUCCUCAAGAUGUUCAGGGGGCUCUGUAGUGUGUUCCCCAACCCUGUGCCCUAGUGACUCUUUGCGCUUGCACGUGGUGUCAUUUAUUAUGCAGGUGUACUUUGUCAAGGGAGCCCCUCUGCUCACAGCACAGGGAAACCAGCCUCCUGGCUAUCUCCUGUCCCUUGUUAAUCUGCAAGACAAAUGGGUGUUGUCAUUAGGCCUUGUCACUGUGAAGGGAAGGGAGAGUAUCACCAUUCCAGCUUGGCAUUUUUGUCCCCCCUACCACCCCGCCCCCCGCCCACUCAUCUUGGCCACAUGGCCUCCAUUUCCGCUCCUGCUUUGUUUCCUCAGCUGGCUCCUGCCCAGACUUCCUGUGGACCACAUGGUCAGAGGAGGCUUCCUGGGAGAGGCGGACUUGGACCAGCCUUGGGGAAUGGCUUGGGUGUCAUGGCAUCUGCUGUCCUUGCACAUCGAGCCUCAUGGUGGACUAGGGAGUCUGUCCCAUGGCCUCAUUGGAGGUGGGAAGGAUUCCGAAGGAAGGAUUCCCCUCAGGGGGAAGGUUCUGAAAGCAAGAAGCUGACAGCAAUUAUCUGAAGAGGUUACAAUGGAUAGCAAUAGUUCCUUGAGGCCACAGACACUCCCAUCUGGAACUUUCCUUCCACAUCCCAACCACCAGCUUCAGGGGUGGCCCGAGCUCUGGAGGAAGGAGAGGCUGCAGCUGUUUCCCACUCCAGGCCAAACCGAGCCUUGAGAUCCUUCUGACUUGAAAGCAGAGCUGAACACCCUGCCACUGUGUUGUCUUCAAACCAAAGUUGUUGCUUAUAAGGACCCCUUGCCUGCAUUUAGCUCUUACAGCAUUGAACAAACUUCCUCACAGUAACCUGGCAAGGAGGGCAGAGCCUAUGUUACGAUCCCAUUUGAGAGAGCAGAGGUGAGGCCCAGGACUUGAGACAGAUCCCUUGGCUGGUACUGCCUGCCCAGGAGAUGACACAGAAUGCAGGGUCUCCCAUGCCUGUGAGUUUGGAUGGUGUUGAUUAGGCCACAUCCGAGACCUGGCUGCAUAGGAGCCUCUCCAAAUUUCCUCAUGGGAUUUGUGAGGCAAGUCUGGCGACAGCAGCAUUCUCCCUGAUGUCUUAGAUUCUCAUGUGAGUCCACAGGGCUCAGGCAAGCAUUAGACAGACUGGGAGAGGUGACUCAAGGUGUUCUUUCAAAGCAGAGGAAACAGAUUUUGUCAUCAGGGAAUAAGCUCCCACCAGGCCACCACACCCAUUGGUCUGCGUGGUGACUCCUGACACUGGCUCCGAGGUAGGGUUCCCGGGCAGUAGGGGCUGGGGAGGGGGAAGGCCUGCUUCCCAUUGUAGCCCUCCCCAGAUGCUGAGUUGCAGCUAGUUCAGCUAAUUGGCAAGAAAAGGAGAAGCAAAAAUAGUGAAAAUCUGCGAAUUAAUAAAACAGCCUUGAAGCAACCGCCAAAAUGUGUACAAAUCAUGAAGUAAUUAGAAGUGUGAAGAAUUCUAUCGGGUUCGCUGUUUCCAAAUCCAACAUCUGAUCGCUUUAGGAGGCCAAGGGCUGGCAGGCCACAGGGAGUAGAAAUUCUUUCCAUUGCCGUCUGAUCUCGCCUCCCUGGGGCCUGGGUUCCCUUGAAAUCCUUGCAGGGUCCUGGAAGUUUCCAUGGGACUUGCUAGAAUCAAAUGUUGGCCUUUUGGGGGCCCGUUAAGCACACGCAACGCCUUAUCCAAGUAGCAUGUAAUAUUUUAGAAUAAUGCUGUUAAGAUUUCGCAAAGUGUUUUUUGGAUCCAUGUUCUUAUUUAAUCUCUCACUAUCACCAAAUAUUUUUAUGUCAGUGUUUUUCAGAGGAGGGAAGCAAGGCCCAGAGAGUGAAGUGGUGUCAACUCAAUUUUAAGAGCCCAUCAGGAGCAGAACUAGGGCUAGAGCCAGGAUCUUCUGAUAGCCCCUCCGACCUCUCCUCUCCCACCCACAUUCCUCCUGUGGGCUCUGCUGCAUCACUCAAUGGUGCCAGGCAUUUGUCUAUCACAAUUGUCUCAGCUAACAGCCAACUACUGUUCUCUCUGGCCAUGGUUUAUUACAUUUAGGGAAGGAGACUUGGUCUGAAAGAUGCCACAUUCCUGCAGCCUCUCUUGGUGCAGUGGAAUACAGUCUUGGGCGAGGUGGCGUGGAUGAGCUGGUGAAAGAGGAUGCUGCCCACAUCCAAAGGCUCCAGAGGAUCCUGGCCUGGCAGCUGAGCUCCCCUGCAUUUGGAACCUCAGGCGUAACUUGGUGUAGAGCUCAUGAAAGGUGCUUGUGUUUCUCCAGCUUUUUUCACCAGUGCUUACCAGACUGGCUCAGGUUUUGGAAUCUAAGGUGAGCUGGUAGAAACAGGAGAGGUAGAAAGAAGCCCCUGGAUGCCUCCAGAAUUCAUUGAUGGGAUCCCUGCAUACUGCUUGGAACACAGAAAGAGGCUGUGACACAGCUGAGCUUUGGAGCAUCUUAAGGAGCUCAGCUCAGCAAACAACUCUUGCAUUUCAGCCAGAAAGAGCCUCUUGUAACAAAGUAUUCAAAGGGGAGAGUUUCUGCAUCUUUUACUUUGCAGUCCACUAUGGUAGAAAACUUGACAUUCCAUAGAUAAUGAUACUGGGUUUUCUUUCCAAGAUGCCAGCUUUAAAAGAAAUAUGAGCCAUUCUAAGCUUUAAGAAGGGUUCAGGAAACACAGGAAUUAGUAGACAGCCCUCCCAAUGCAGGUUAAGACGACAGCCUGCGCCCCCAACUAGCACAGCUCAGCGAGCAUGACCAUAUGCCAUUCUCGUCUCCAGAGAGCUGGUGGCAGUGACCUCACUAGGAGAAAACACAUCCCUCAGCCGUGGGACUUGACAGAAUGAGGUGCGCGAGGGAGGCCGCUAGCCGAGACUUGGCCUUUCCUGACUGCCCCUGUGUUACCUGGGCAGCUCCAGAUCACUGAGCCCACAAUGGCUGAGAAGGGUGACUGCAUCGCCAGUGUCUAUGGGUAUGACCUCGGUGGGCGCUUUGUUGACUUCCAACCCCUGGGCUUCGGUGUCAAUGGUUUGGUGCUGUCGGCCGUGGACAGCCGGGCCUGCCGGAAGGUCGCUGUGAAGAAGAUUGCCCUGAGCGAUGCCCGCAGCAUGAAGCACGCGCUCCGAGAGAUCAAGAUCAUUCGGCGCCUGGACCACGACAACAUCGUCAAAGUGUACGAGGUGCUCGGUCCCAAGGGCACUGACCUGCAGGGUGAGCUGUUCAAGUUCAGCGUGGCGUACAUCGUCCAGGAGUACAUGGAGACCGACCUGGCACGCCUGCUGGAGCAGGGCACGCUGGCAGAAGAGCAUGCCAAGCUGUUCAUGUACCAGCUGCUCCGCGGGCUCAAGUACAUCCACUCCGCCAACGUGCUGCACAGGGACCUGAAGCCCGCCAACAUCUUCAUCAGCACAGAGGACCUCGUGCUCAAGAUUGGGGAUUUCGGGUUGGCAAGGAUCGUUGAUCAGCAUUACUCCCACAAGGGUUAUCUGUCAGAAGGGUUGGUAACAAAGUGGUACCGUUCCCCACGACUGCUCCUUUCCCCCAAUAACUACACCAAAGCCAUCGACAUGUGGGCCGCCGGCUGCAUCCUGGCUGAGAUGCUUACGGGGAGAAUGCUCUUUGCUGGGGCCCAUGAGCUGGAGCAGAUGCAACUCAUCCUGGAGACCAUCCCUGUAAUCCGGGAGGAAGACAAGGACGAGCUGCUCAGGGUGAUGCCUUCCUUUGUCAGCAGCACCUGGGAGGUGAAGAGGCCUCUGCGCAAGCUGCUCCCUGAAGUGAACAGUGAAGCCAUCGACUUUCUGGAGAAGAUCCUGACCUUUAACCCCAUGGAUCGCCUAACAGCUGAGAUGGGGCUGCAACACCCCUACAUGAGCCCAUACUCGUGCCCUGAGGACGAGCCCACCUCACAACACCCCUUCCGCAUUGAGGAUGAGAUCGACGACAUCGUGCUGAUGGCCGCUAACCAGAGCCAGCUGUCCAACUGGGACACGUGCAGUUCCAGGUACCCUGUGAGCCUGUCGUCGGACCUGGAGUGGCGGCCUGACCGGUGCCAGGACGCCAGCGAGGUACAGCGCGACCCGCGCGCGGGUUCGGCGCCACUGGCUGAGGACGUGCAGGUGGACCCGCGCAAGGACUCGCACAGCAGCUCCGAGCGCUUCCUAGAGCAGUCGCACUCGUCCAUGGAGCGCGCCUUCGAGGCCGACUACGGGCGCUCCUGCGACUACAAGGUGGGGUCGCCGUCCUACCUGGACAAGCUGCUGUGGCGCGACAACAAGCCGCACCACUACUCGGAGCCCAAGCUCAUCCUGGACCUGUCGCACUGGAAGCAGGCGGCCGGCGCGCCCCCCACGGCCACGGGGCUGGCGGACACGGGGGCGCGCGAGGACGAGCCGGCCAGCCUCUUCCUGGAGAUCGCGCAGUGGGUCAAGAGCACGCAGGGCGGCCCAGAGCACGCCAGCCCGCCCGCCGACGACCCCGAGCGCCGCUUGUCUGCCUCGCCCCCCGGCCGCCCGGCCCCGGUGGACGGCGGCGCCAGCCCCCAGUUCGACCUGGACGUGUUCAUCUCCCGCGCCCUGAAGCUCUGCACCAAGCCCGAGGACCUGCCGGACAAUAAACUGGGCGACCUCAAUGGUGCGUGCAUCCCCGAGCACCCUGGCGACCUCGUGCAGACCGAGGCCUUCUCCAAAGAAAGGUGGUGAGGGCGGAGGGGCCGCUCCAGGCCCCACAGAGCAGGAGACCCCCAGAGAAAGCCGGGGCUGGCAGGAGGCGGCCGCCCUUCCCGCCCCUCUCUGCUGCCUUGGGGUUGGCAGAACACGUGAAGGAUCCGAGGAGCGAGAGGAAUGUCCAUUUCUUAAACUGCCUUAAUAACUAGCCUUUAACCUGUGGGAGCGGGUUUGAACAGGACCCUGGCUUAGGGGUUGAUCACUUUCCUAGCAAAGGGGAGACCACAUGUGGUGCACAGGGAAGAAACGGCUUUAGACAGCAGUCUGCGGGCCCCACCUGGGUGGCAGGAUGCCGAGAAAUCUUGCAGAGGUAGCUCCGAAACCAUCUGGCCCAACUAGCCUCAACUGACAGCUGAGGAAAGGCAAUUAGGCCCAGAGAGGCAGAGACACUCGCUUAAGAUCACAGGCUUAGUGUGAGGACGAGCUUGAAAUCCCAGUCUCCUGGCCCCCAGGCCAGGGUCUGUCCACCAUAGAAUGUCUUCCUCUACUGGGGUCGUUCUGGCUUUUUGUUAGAAACUUGGUCUGAGAUGUUUCUUCCCUGUCCAUUACCAUUCGAUGUUCUUUUAUUCAGAGCAAUGUUUCUUGUAUUCUGAAACUGGAAACUGAACCAGUUUGUUUCUCCUAGUCACCAAGCAUACUUUCCUGGCUCCCCAAGUACUUAAAUGUUCUCAUCUGUCGCACCCCUGUAUUUGCCUCACCCCUGCAUGGUCGGAAAUCUUCGUUUCAGGUCAGAACAGCCUGGGGUCUGUGGGUAAAAUCAGCCCUUCUCCCAGGCCUGUGCACACACCCCCUCAGCACUCCCUAUGCACUUUCCUGACACGCAAAGACACAGCCCUCUUUCCCCACUGGGCGUCCUACCCCAGUGAGGUUGAAGGCACCAAUUCCAAGAAUCCCUCCAACCUCCCUGCCAGCACUCCCCCUUCACCCCACACCCGGCCCCCCCACCUAACCACAGCGCCUCUCCAGACCUACCUCGGGACCUAAUGUUCUCUACAUGAACUGCUCAUUUGGAGGACAGCAGUGAGGUCCUGCCAUAGAGCAAAUGUGUUAGGAGAGAAGGUUUCACAUGGGACCCAACAUCCUUCAUCAAUACUUUCCUGAGUUUGAUCAUCCAUUUAGCCUUGACAAACAGCAGACCCUACAGAGAUGUGUUGGAGAGCACGUCGUGACCUUGGGGGCAAGGAAUCCAGAAAGGUAGGAAGAUAUGAAAAGAGAGGUGUCAACAGCAAGGGCUCUUAGGGGUCAGGCACCAGCAUGGAGACCUCAUGACAAAGGAAGGGACUCAAAGCAGCAAUGCCCCUCAUAGUGUAGGCUAAGGUGAGUUUGGUGCAUGCAAACCUGUGUGCUCACCCACAGAGCAUGGGGUAAUGGUGUGUAGACACAGGCCCUCUGCAGAAGCGUGGGGUGGGGACACUGACAGCCCCUAUCUGGUCCCCAGGAACAUUCUACCAUUUCUGCCACUGGUGUUCAGCUCCUUCUCUUCCCCCAACACUCCCAAAGAUACCCACAGGAAGUCCAGCCAGUUUCCAGGUAGAGGAUUCCACCAGUUGGUCUUGGGCUGCGUUCACCCUCACAUCACAGCACCUUAAAUCUAAUCAGCAAACUAUAAUUUGUACGUUGAAACCUGCAACACAUUAGAAACUUAUAUUUAAAAACAGAAUUAAUCACACUGACCAACUUUUAAAUGGAAAAUAUGUAAAUAGGAAGUGUUUGGGUUUUGUUUUUUCUUUAAGAAAAAGAAAUGUACACCACUCCUCAUGUGCCAUUUUGUCCUCAGAGGGCGGCUUUACUUUUUUGGUAAAGGAACAAGCUGCUGGCCUUGACCAGGAGUUCAUAUAUAACUGUUAUUACAGAGGAAUUGUUAUAACUACUAAUGUUUUUAAAAAAUUUAUUAAACAUUAUUAAACUUGAUCAGGUCAGGCCAAAUAAAGUUUUAUUGGAACACAGA